Messenger RNA from Sinocyclocheilus grahami, 339 nucleotides. RefSeq names its product vicilin-like seed storage protein At2g18540. The transcript is spliced from 3 exons. Lineage: Eukaryota; Metazoa; Chordata; Actinopteri; Cypriniformes; Cyprinidae. The annotation marks the transcript as partial. The record is from RefSeq and is a predicted model, not a curated record.
AUGAGAAGAGAAAUGACUAGAAGAAUAGAGAAGAGACAAGAAGAGAAGAGAAGAGAUGAGAAGAGAAGAGAAGAGAAGAGAAGAGAAGAGAAGAGAAGAGAAGAGAAGAGAAGAGACGAGAAGAGAAGAGAAGAGACUAGAAGAGAUGAGAUGAGAAGAGAAGAGAAGAGAACAGACAAGACUAGAAGAGAAGGGAAGAGACGAGAAAGAAGAGCGAGACGAGACGAGAAGAGAAGAGACGAGAAGAAUAGAGAAGAGCGAGAAGAGAAGAGACGAGACGAGACGAGAAGAGAAGAGACGAGAAGAACAGAGAAGAGCGAGAAGAGAAGAGAAGAGACG